GGGCUUGUAUACUCCUAACGCUCCUCUCCCGCGCGUUUUACGUCGUUCAUUUUCUUUUCACUUCGUUUGCAGUUUUUGCUGAAAUAGAGCAGCAUAAUAAGCUCCUAGAAUGAUUGCAGGGGUCCUUUCUAGCGUCUGUCAUUCCCAACCAUCGAUCUUGGCCUGAUAUUACCCUUAUUCAUUAUAACCUCUAAAAAACCGAGCCUUCUAGCACUAAGUGACUUCACGCGUAAAGCACUAGCCUGCAUAACCAUCCUGUCAUCAUUCCAUCGUCUUUAACCCUACCUCCUUCGCAGACCUCCUCCUAGGGCGUAUCCUUCACAACUUGCUGCAAUAUUCCUCCACCUAGACCUGCCCCUAACUAGCUUCCUCGCCGUUUCACAACCCUCUAUAUUACCUUUAACAACUUAAUUAAGGCUGGCUUCGUAACGACCUGAUUAGCGGUGGCUUUCAGAGCAAUGUCGUCGCCCGGUCGAAUGUCGCCGGGUCGGAUAUGGGGGGAAAUCAAGCGCAAAACCGAGCACGCCAGCAAAGGUAUCGCCUCCCGUUUGUCUCACAACUUCCGCGGUCACUCGGGAAGCCGCAGCGGCCGCCGAUCACUGCACGAUGAUUCCGCCAGUGACGGCCGGGGACCGCGCGGGGAAGAGGAUGGUAGCCUCACCAUGAGCCCUGACGCUUACGCGAGCCCGAAUCGUAGGAGCGUCUCGAUUUCGAUGGCGUCUGAGGGUCUACCCCCAGUGGUCCGGCAUUCCUUCUCCGGACCUAUUCCCCUGAAGGACGACGAGGAGGUUCGGCAUGUCGCCGAGCCGACCAUCGCGGAACGGGAAACGCUGGGAGGCCAGGGGUGGUCUUAUAACGAGUCUACGGAAAAGAUCAGCGAGCGGGUAGCAAAUGAUAUGGCAGAAACGGGUGGGGGUGGAGAGGGACGGAGGGAAGAGGGUGCAGCAGCGGGCGAGGGAGAGGGUGAGGGGGACGGGAGAGGAGCAGAGGGAGGGGUUGGGGGAGAAGCAAGAGGGGGGUGGGAGGGUUGGGGGAUGUCGGAGGAACGGGUGGGGUGGUGCGAGGAGGCGCUGACGCAGCUGAAGCAGCGGAUACGAGAGCUCGACGCCGUGUCGAAGGUGACUGGGCAACGAGGAUACGUGGAGGCCUUUGAAACGCUGCGGGCUCAGGCGAACAAGGCCUCUGGGGAGAGCAAGCAGCACUCAACUUCGGCAAUGCUGCCAGCGAACCGCCCAAAGAACCGCUACGUUGAUGUGCUGCCAUAUGAGAGCUGCCGGGUUAUUUUGGGCGGGCAGGGAGAAACACAACCGGACGCCUCAGAUUACAUCAACGCGUCCCACAUUGUCAUGGACGCAUCCGACCCCCACAUGCCGCGGUACAUUGCGGCUCAGGGCCCGCUGGACGAGACUGCAGGCGCCUUCUGGCACAUGGUGUGGGAGCAGCGGGUGGCUGCCGUCAUCAUGCUCACCAGAGAGGUGGAGGGGUCUCGGCUCAAGUGCUCGCACUACUUCCCAUCCGCCCCUGGCGGCUAUGAGGCGUAUGGGCACAUGCGGGUGAGGAACGAAGCGACGGAGGAGAUGAGCGAUGGGGGCACCAUCAAACGACAACUCACAGUGGAGAACGACAUGUCGCCAGGCUCUCCUCUCUCCCUGCUGCACCUGCACUACCUGGACUGGCCGGACCACGGGGUGCCGCGGGACACUGAGUCGAUUCGAGACCUGAUGCGCUUCCUCAGGGACUCGCCCGUAUCCAGCGGGCCAUUCGUCAUCCACUGCAGUGCUGGCAUCGGCCGCACAGGGGCCUACUGCGUGGUGGACCAUGCUGUGCGCAAGGUGCUGCAGGGAGAUCUGUCUUCACUGGACAUGGCAUCAACGGUGCUGCUGCUGAGAGCGCAGAGGGCAGGCAUGGUGCAGACGAAGGAGCAGUACCGCUUCUGCUACACGGCGGUGCGGGAUGAGCUCAAGCACCUGAUCAAAACCUUCAACAGUGGCCCCGACUCUGACUCCUCUUGACUCCUGACUCCUCCUGACUCCGACUCCUCUUAAAAACACCCAUCAUUAUUCAUUGCCCGCCACGCAUGGGAGGGGACAGAGCGAAGCCGAGUCUGACUCCUCUUUGCGCCGACUCCUCUUAACAACAACCAUCACUAUGCAACGUCUCCUACACAUUCACGGUCUGUUUUGCAUGGGAGGGGGUAGAGGAGCGUGCUGAAUGUAAGGUCGCUUGGUACAUGCUGUGAAGCACCUGUUCUAAACCCAAUGACUAGUGGGCCUGACUCUGCUCUUGCUAUUAGGUAUUAGAAUUGGAAUUGAAUGAUGGUAAAGUGAGAGUACACACAAAUAUACCUAAGUGUUGUACCCUCUAAGAGGCUACCCUAU
Molecule: messenger RNA, 2378 nt
Organism: Closterium sp. NIES-67
Lineage: Eukaryota; Viridiplantae; Streptophyta; Zygnematophyceae; Desmidiales; Closteriaceae
Source: the annotation of a GenBank genome assembly